AUGAGUUCCGAACUGGAAAAAGUAACUGAAGACAUUGAUAUAGCAGUUGAUUUACUUAAUUUACUGAAAUCUAGAUAUUUUUUCUUGCGUGCUAAAUAUGAUAUUGACAUUAAUUCUCAAACAGCAUAUGCAUCUAAAGAUAUUCAAUCAGAAUAUCAGUAUGCAUCUAAUGAUCUUCAAUCUUUUAUCAUGCUGGAACUUCACCUUUUAGAAUAUGCAUGUACUUAUGGUAUUUAUUCCAUGAAUAUGUAUGCAACUCGUCUAAAAACCAAUUUAAACUACAAUGACAAGGACCAUUAUUUUUUAAAACUUCUUAAAGAUCAUUUACGGACUUUAAUCGAAACUAAUAAAGAAAUUAAAAAUCUUUCUGUUAAUCCUUAUGAUAGCUUUACUUCAUAUAUAAAUUCAUUCAAGGUAUAUGCAAACGUUUUGAAUAGUGUUGAUGUGACAAACAUCACUCUACUAAAUGAAACUGAUACCAACAAGAAAAAGAAUAAACUGAUGAAGAAAAUUUCAAAAAUCAAUCUUAUGGCAAAUAUUAUUACGCUAUUUGUAUCUGACAAUAUUACAGACUAUAAAACUGAAGUAGGACGGGCUGCUUUGAAUAUUUGUUUAAAGUAUAGAACUACUAGAAACAUAGAAUAUUAUACAAAAAAAUGUAAUUCAAAUUAA
This is a messenger RNA of Macrosiphum euphorbiae (potato aphid), 672 nucleotides long. The record is from the annotation of a GenBank genome assembly. Lineage: Eukaryota; Metazoa; Arthropoda; Insecta; Hemiptera; Aphididae.